AAGCGCACCGCCCAGGCAGCAGCCGGCCGCCGGGGUCUGCGCGGCGCGGAGCUGCCCAGCCCGCUCCGGGAACUCAGCCCCCGCCCCGCGCCGGGCCCGCCCCGCUUCCCACGCCCGUCCGGCCGAGCCCGCGCCGGAGCCACCUGGAGCCGCCUGGAGCCGCCGCCGCCGCCGCAGGUUGAUGCGCGGCGCCCUCCCGGGACGCGCGGAGGAGCCAUCUUGAAACCAACUUCGCAAACUUUCGCAAAGUGCUCUCGAAGUGGAAGCUGCGGGGGAGGCCGGGCGCGUGGUCCCCACAGUCCCCGCCAGGGCCCCCGGGGAGGCGGGACGCGGACCGCCCCGAGGGCCGGGCGCCCGGGAGCCGCUCCCCGGCCUCGCCGGGUGGAUGCGGAGGCGCGCCGGGUGCAUGGAUUGUGUUCGGGCGCCCGGCUCGGGCUCGGGCUCCGGGCCAUGGCGCCGCCGCCGCCGCCCGUGCUGCCCGUGCUGCUGCUCCUGGCCGCCGCCGCCGCCCUGCCGGCGAUGGGGCUGCGAGCGGCCGCCUGGGAGCCGCGCGUACCCGGCGGGACCCGCGCCUUCGCCCUCCGGCCCGGCUGUACCUACGCGGUGGGCGCCGCUUGCACGCCCCGGGCGCCGCGGGAGCUGCUGGACGUGGGCCGCGAUGGGCGGCUGGCAGGACGUCGGCGCGUCUCGGGCGCGGGGCGCCCGCUGCCGCUGCAAGUCCGCUUGGUGGCCCGCAGUGCCCCGACGGCGCUGAGCCGCCGCCUGCGGGCGCGCACGCACCUUCCCGGCUGCGGAGCCCGUGCCCGGCUCUGCGGAACCGGUGCCCGGCUCUGCGGGGCGCUCUGCUUCCCCGUCCCCGGCGGCUGCGCGGCCGCGCAGCAUUCGGCGCUCGCAGCUCCGACCACCUUACCCGCCUGCCGCUGCCCGCCGCGCCCCAGGCCCCGCUGUCCCGGCCGUCCCAUCUGCCUGCCGCCGGGCGGCUCGGUCCGCCUGCGUCUGCUGUGCGCCCUGCGGCGCGCGGCUGGCGCCGUCCGGGUGGGACUGGCGCUGGAGGCCGCCACCGCGGGGACGCCCUCCGCGUCGCCAUCCCCAUCGCCGCCCCUGCCGCCGAACUUGCCCGAAGCCCGGGCGGGGCCGGCGCGACGGGCCCGGCGGGGCACGAGCGGCAGAGGGAGCCUGAAGUUUCCGAUGCCCAACUACCAGGUGGCGUUGUUUGAGAACGAACCGGCGGGCACCCUCAUCCUCCAGCUGCACGCGCACUACACCAUCGAGGGCGAGGAGGAGCGCGUGAGCUAUUACAUGGAGGGGCUGUUCGACGAGCGCUCCCGGGGCUACUUCCGAAUCGACUCUGCCACGGGCGCCGUGAGCACGGACAGCGUACUGGACCGCGAGACCAAGGAGACGCACGUCCUCAGGGUGAAAGCCGUGGACUACAGUACGCCGCCGCGCUCGGCCACCACCUACAUCACUGUCUUGGUCAAAGACACCAACGACCACAGCCCGGUCUUCGAGCAGUCGGAGUACCGCGAGCGCGUGCGGGAGAACCUGGAGGUGGGCUACGAGGUGCUGACCAUCCGCGCCAGCGACCGCGACUCGCCCAUCAACGCCAACUUGCGUUACCGCGUGUUGGGGGGCGCGUGGGACGUCUUCCAGCUCAACGAGAGCUCUGGCGUGGUGAGCACACGGGCGGUGCUGGACCGGGAGGAGGCGGCCGAGUACCAGCUCCUGGUGGAGGCCAACGACCAGGGGCGCAAUCCGGGCCCGCUCAGUGCCACGGCCACCGUGUACAUCGAGGUGGAGGACGAGAACGACAACUACCCCCAGUUCAGCGAGCAGAACUACGUGGUCCAGGUGCCCGAGGACGUGGGGCUCAACACGGCUGUGCUGCGAGUGCAGGCCACGGACCGGGACCAGGGCCAGAACGCGGCCAUUCACUACAGCAUCCUCAGCGGGAACGUGGCCGGCCAGUUCUACCUGCACUCGCUGAGCGGGAUCCUGGAUGUGAUCAACCCCUUGGAUUUCGAGGAUGUCCAGAAAUACUCGCUGAGCAUUAAGGCCCAGGAUGGGGGCCGGCCCCCGCUCAUCAAUUCUUCAGGGGUGGUGUCUGUGCAGGUGCUGGAUGUCAACGACAACGAGCCUAUCUUUGUGAGCAGCCCCUUCCAGGCCACGGUGCUGGAGAAUGUGCCCCUGGGCUACCCCGUGGUGCACAUUCAGGCGGUGGACGCGGACUCUGGAGAGAACGCCCGGCUGCACUAUCGCCUGGUGGACACGGCCUCCACCUUUCUGGGGGGCGGCAGCGCUGGGCCUAAGAAUCCUGCCCCCACCCCUGACUUCCCCUUCCAGAUCCACAACAGCUCCGGUUGGAUCACAGUGUGUGCCGAGCUGGACCGCGAGGAGGUGGAGCACUACAGCUUCGGGGUGGAGGCGGUGGACCACGGCUCGCCCCCCAUGAGCUCCUCCACCAGCGUGUCCAUCACGGUGCUGGACGUGAAUGACAACGACCCGGUGUUCACGCAGCCCACCUACGAGCUUCGUCUGAAUGAGGAUGCGGCCGUGGGGAGCAGCGUGCUGACCCUGCAGGCCCGCGACCGUGACGCCAACAGUGUGAUUACCUACCAGCUCACAGGCGGCAACACCCGGAACCGCUUUGCACUCAGCAGCCAGAGAGGGGGCGGCCUCAUCACCCUGGCGCUACCUCUGGACUACAAGCAGGAGCAGCAGUACGUGCUGGCGGUGACAGCAUCCGACGGCACACGGUCGCACACUGCGCAUGUCCUAAUCAACGUCACUGAUGCCAACACCCACAGGCCUGUCUUUCAGAGCUCCCAUUACACAGUGAGUGUCAGUGAGGACAGGCCUGUGGGCACCUCCAUUGCUACCCUCAGUGCCAACGAUGAGGACACAGGAGAGAAUGCCCGCAUCACCUACGUGAUUCAGGACCCCGUGCCGCAGUUCCGCAUUGACCCCGACAGUGGCACCAUGUACACCAUGAUGGAGCUGGACUAUGAGAACCAGGUCGCCUACACGCUGACCAUCAUGGCCCAGGACAACGGCAUCCCGCAGAAAUCAGACACCACCACCCUAGAGAUCCUCAUCCUCGAUGCCAAUGACAAUGCACCCCAGUUCCUGUGGGAUUUCUACCAGGGUUCCAUCUUUGAGGAUGCUCCACCCUCGACCAGCAUCCUCCAGGUCUCUGCCACGGACCGGGACUCAGGUCCCAAUGGGCGUCUGCUGUACACCUUCCAGGGUGGGGACGACGGCGAUGGGGACUUCUACAUCGAGCCCACGUCCGGUGUGAUUCGCACCCAGCGCCGGCUGGACCGGGAGAAUGUGGCCGUGUACAACCUUUGGGCUCUGGCUGUGGAUCGGGGCAGUCCCACUCCCCUUAGCGCCUCGGUAGAAAUCCAGGUGACCAUCUUGGACAUUAAUGACAAUGCCCCCAUGUUUGAGAAGGACGAACUGGAGCUGUUUGUUGAGGAGAACAACCCAGUGGGGUCGGUGGUGGCAAAGAUUCGUGCUAACGACCCUGAUGAAGGCCCUAAUGCCCAGAUCAUGUAUCAGAUUGUGGAAGGGGACAUGCGGCAUUUCUUCCAGCUGGACCUGCUCAACGGGGACCUGCGUGCCAUGGUGGAGCUGGACUUUGAGGUCCGGCGGGAGUAUGUGCUGGUGGUGCAGGCCACGUCGGCUCCGCUGGUGAGCCGAGCCACGGUGCACAUCCUUCUCGUGGACCAGAAUGACAACCCGCCUGUGCUGCCCGACUUCCAGAUCCUCUUCAACAACUAUGUCACCAACAAGUCCAACAGUUUCCCCACCGGCGUGAUCGGCUGCAUCCCGGCCCAUGACCCCGACGUGUCAGACAGCCUCAACUACACCUUCGUGCAGGGCAACGAGCUGCGCCUGUUGCUGCUGGACCCCGCCACGGGCGAACUGCAGCUCAGCCGCGACCUGGACAACAACCGGCCGCUGGAGGCGCUCAUGGAGGUGUCUGUGUCUGAUGGCAUCCACAGCGUCACGGCCUUCUGCACCCUGCGUGUCACCAUCAUCACGGACGACAUGCUGACCAACAGCAUCACUGUCCGCCUGGAGAACAUGUCCCAGGAGAAGUUCCUGUCCCCGCUGCUGGCCCUCUUCGUGGAGGGGGUGGCCGCCGUGCUGUCCACCACCAAGGACGACGUCUUCGUCUUCAACGUCCAGAACGACACCGACGUCAGCUCCAACAUCCUGAACGUGACCUUCUCGGCGCUGCUGCCUGGCGGCGUCCGCGGCCAGUUCUUCCCGUCGGAGGACCUGCAGGAGCAGAUCUACCUGAAUCGGACGCUGCUGACCACCAUCUCCACGCAGCGCGUGCUGCCCUUCGACGACAACAUCUGCCUGCGCGAGCCCUGCGAGAACUACAUGAAGUGCGUGUCCGUUCUGCGAUUCGACAGCUCCGCGCCCUUCCUCAGCUCCACCACCGUGCUCUUCCGGCCCAUCCACCCCAUCAACGGCCUGCGCUGCCGCUGCCCGCCCGGCUUCACCGGCGACUACUGCGAGACGGAGAUCGACCUCUGCUACUCCGACCCGUGCGGCGCCAACGGCCGCUGCCGCAGCCGCGAGGGCGGCUACACCUGCGAGUGCUUCGAGGACUUCACUGGAGAGCACUGUGAGGUGGAUGCCCGCUCAGGCCGCUGUGCCAACGGGGUGUGCAAGAACGGGGGCACCUGCGUGAACCUGCUCAUCGGCGGCUUCCACUGCGUGUGUCCUCCUGGCGAGUAUGAGAGGCCCUACUGUGAGGUGACCACCAGGAGCUUCCCGCCCCAGUCCUUCGUCACCUUCCGGGGCCUGAGACAGCGCUUCCACUUCACCAUCUCCCUCACGUUUGCCACUCAGGAAAGGAACGGCUUGCUUCUCUACAACGGCCGCUUCAAUGAGAAGCACGACUUCAUCGCCCUGGAGAUCGUGGACGAGCAGGUGCAGCUCACCUUCUCUGCAGGCGAGACAACAACGACCGUGGCACCGAAGGUUCCCAGUGGUGUGAGUGACGGGCGGUGGCACUCUGUGCAGGUGCAGUACUACAACAAGCCCAAUAUUGGCCACCUGGGCCUGCCCCAUGGGCCGUCCGGGGAAAAGAUGGCCGUGGUGACAGUGGAUGAUUGUGACACAACCAUGGCUGUGCGCUUUGGAAAGGACAUCGGGAACUACAGCUGCGCUGCCCAGGGCACUCAGACCGGCUCCAAGAAGUCCCUGGAUCUGACCGGCCCUCUACUCCUGGGGGGUGUCCCCAACCUGCCAGAAGACUUCCCAGUGCACAACCGGCAGUUCGUGGGCUGCAUGCGGAACCUGUCAGUCGACGGCAAAAAUGUGGACAUGGCCGGAUUCAUCGCCAACAAUGGCACCCGGGAAGGCUGCGCUGCUCGGAGGAACUUCUGCGAUGGGAGGCGGUGUCAGAAUGGAGGCACCUGUGUCAACAGGUGGAAUAUGUAUCUGUGUGAGUGUCCACUCCGAUUCGGCGGGAAGAACUGUGAGCAAGCCAUGCCUCACCCCCAGCUCUUCAGCGGUGAGAGCGUCGUGUCCUGGAGUGACCUGAACAUCAUCAUCUCUGUGCCCUGGUACCUGGGGCUCAUGUUCCGGACCCGGAAGGAGGACAGCGUUCUGAUGGAGGCCACCAGUGGUGGGCCCACCAGCUUUCGCCUCCAGAUCCUGAACAACUACCUCCAGUUUGAGGUGUCCCACGGCCCCUCCGAUGUGGAGUCCGUGAUGCUGUCCGGGUUGCGGGUGACCGACGGGGAGUGGCACCACCUGCUGAUCGAGCUGAAGAAUGUUAAGGAGGACAGUGAGAUGAAGCACCUGGUCACCAUGACCUUGGACUAUGGGAUGGACCAGAACAAGGCAGAUAUCGGGGGCAUGCUUCCCGGGCUGACGGUAAGGAGCGUGGUGGUCGGAGGCGCCUCUGAAGACAAGGUCUCCGUGCGCCGUGGAUUCCGAGGCUGCAUGCAGGGAGUGAGGAUGGGGGGGACGCCCACCAACGUCGCCACCCUGAACAUGAACAACGCACUCAAGGUCAGGGUGAAGGACGGCUGUGAUGUGGACGACCCCUGUACCUCGAGCCCCUGUCCCCCCAAUAGCCGCUGCCACGACGCCUGGGAGGACUACAGCUGCGUCUGUGACAAAGGGUACCUUGGAAUAAACUGUGUGGAUGCCUGUCACCUGAACCCCUGCGAGAACAUGGGGGCCUGCGUGCGCUCCCCCGGCUCCCCGCAGGGCUACGUGUGCGAGUGUGGGCCCAGUCACUACGGGCCGUACUGUGAGAACAAACUCGACCUUCCGUGCCCCAGAGGCUGGUGGGGGAACCCCGUCUGUGGACCCUGCCACUGUGCCGUCAGCAAAGGCUUUGAUCCCGACUGUAAUAAGACCAACGGCCAGUGCCAAUGCAAGGAGAAUUACUACAAGCUCCUAGCCCAGGACACCUGUCUGCCCUGCGACUGCUUCCCCCAUGGCUCCCACAGCCGCACUUGCGACAUGGCCACCGGGCAGUGUGCCUGCAAGCCCGGCGUCAUCGGCCGCCAGUGCAACCGCUGCGACAACCCGUUUGCCGAGGUCACCACGCUCGGCUGUGAAGUGAUCUACAAUGGCUGUCCCAAAGCAUUUGAGGCCGGCAUCUGGUGGCCACAGACCAAGUUCGGGCAGCCGGCUGCGGUGCCAUGCCCUAAGGGAUCCGUUGGAAAUGCGGUCCGACACUGCAGCGGGGAGAAGGGCUGGCUGCCCCCAGAGCUCUUUAACUGUACCACCAUCUCCUUCGUGGACCUCAGGGCCAUGAAUGAGAAGCUGAGCCGCAAUGAGACGCAGGUGGACGGCGCCAGGGCCCUGCAGCUGGUGAGGGCGCUGCGCAGUGCUACACAGCACACGGGCACGCUCUUUGGCAAUGACGUGCGCACGGCCUACCAGCUGCUGGGCCACGUCCUUCAGCACGAGAGCUGGCAGCAGGGCUUCGACCUGGCAGCCACGCAGGACGCCGACUUUCACGAGGACGUCAUCCACUCGGGCAGCGCCCUCCUGGCCCCAGCCACCAGGGCGGCGUGGGAGCAGAUCCAGCGGAGCGAGGGCGGCACGGCACAGCUGCUCCGGCGCCUCGAGGGCUACUUCAGCAACGUGGCACGCAACGUGCGGCGGACGUACCUGCGGCCCUUCGUCAUCGUCACCGCCAACAUGAUUCUUGCUGUCGACAUCUUUGACAAGUUCAACUUUACGGGAGCCAGGGUCCCGCGAUUCGACACCAUCCAUGAAGAGUUCCCCAGGGAGCUGGAGUCCUCCGUCUCCUUCCCAGCCGACUUCUUCAGACCACCUGAAGAAAAAGAAGGCCCCCUGCUGAGGCCGGCUGGCCGGAGGACCACCCCGCAGACCACGCGCCCGGGGCCUGGCACCGAGAGGGAGGCCCCGAUCAGCAGGCGGAGGCGACACCCUGAUGACGCUGGCCAGUUCGCCGUCGCUCUGGUCAUCAUUUACCGCACCCUGGGGCAGCUCCUGCCCGAGCGCUACGACCCCGACCGUCGCAGCCUCCGGUUGCCUCACCGGCCCAUCAUUAAUACCCCGAUGGUGAGCACGCUGGUGUACAGCGAGGGGGCUCCGCUCCCGAGACCCCUGGAGAGGCCCGUCCUGGUGGAGUUCGCCCUGCUGGAGGUGGAGGAGCGAACCAAGCCUGUCUGCGUGUUCUGGAACCACUCCCUGGCCGUUGGUGGGACGGGAGGGUGGUCUGCCCGGGGCUGCGAGCUCCUGUCCAGGAACCGGACACAUGUCGCCUGCCAGUGCAGCCACACAGCCAGCUUUGCGGUGCUCAUGGAUAUCUCCAGGCGUGAGAACGGGGAGGUCCUGCCUCUGAAGAUUGUCACCUAUGCCGCUGUGUCCUUGUCACUGGCAGCCCUGCUGGUGGCCUUCGUCCUCCUGAGCCUGGUCCGCAUGCUGCGCUCCAACCUGCACAGCAUUCACAAGCACCUCGCCGUGGCGCUCUUCCUCUCUCAGCUGGUGUUCGUGAUUGGGAUCAACCAGACGGAAAACCCGUUUCUGUGCACAGUGGUUGCCAUCCUCCUCCACUACAUCUACAUGAGCACCUUUGCCUGGACCCUCGUGGAGAGCCUGCAUGUCUACCGCAUGCUGACCGAGGUGCGCAACAUCGACACGGGGCCCAUGCGGUUCUACUACGUCGUGGGCUGGGGCAUCCCGGCCAUUGUCACAGGACUGGCGGUCGGCCUGGACCCCCAGGGCUACGGGAACCCCGACUUCUGCUGGCUGUCGCUUCAAGACACCCUGAUUUGGAGCUUUGCGGGGCCCAUCGGAGCUGUUAUAAUCAUCAACACAGUCACUUCUGUCCUAUCUGCAAAGGUUUCCUGCCAAAGAAAGCACCAUUAUUAUGGGAAAAAAGGGAUCGUCUCCCUGCUGAGGACCGCAUUCCUCCUGCUGCUGCUCAUCAGCGCCACCUGGCUGCUGGGGCUGCUGGCUGUGAACCGCGAUGCACUGAGCUUUCACUACCUCUUCGCCAUCUUCAGCGGCUUACAGGGCCCCUUCGUCCUCCUUUUCCACUGCGUGCUCAACCAGGAGGUCCGGAAGCACCUGAAGGGCGUGCUCGGCGGGAGGAAGCUGCACCUGGAGGACUCCGCCACCACCAGGGCCACCCUGCUGACGCGCUCCCUCAACUGCAACACCACCUUCGGUGACGGGCCUGACAUGCUGCGCACAGACUUGGGCGAGUCCACCGCCUCGCUGGACAGCAUCGUCAGGGAUGAAGGGAUCCAGAAGCUCGGCGUGUCCUCUGGGCUGGUGAGGGGCAGCCACGGAGAGCCAGACGCGUCCCUCAUGCCCAGGAGCUGCAAGGAUCCCCCUGGCCACGAUUCCGACUCAGAUAGCGAGCUGUCCCUGGAUGAGCAGAGCAGCUCUUACGCCUCCUCACACUCGUCAGACAGCGAGGACGAUGGGGUGGGAGCUGAGGAAAAAUGGGACCCGGCCAGGGGCGCCGUCCACAGCACCCCCAAAGGGGACGCUGUGGCCAACCACGUUCCGGCCGGCUGGCCCGACCAGAGCCUGGCUGAGAGUGACAGUGAGGACCCCAGCGGCAAGCCCCGCCUGAAGGUGGAGACCAAGGUCAGCGUGGAGCUGCACCGCGAGGAGCAGGGCAGUCACCGUGGAGAGUACCCCCCGGACCAGGAGAGCGGGGGCGCAGCCAGGCUUGCUAGCAGCCAGCCCCCAGAGCAGAGGAAAGGCAUCUUGAAAAAUAAAGUCACCUACCCGCCGCCGCUGACGCUGACGGAGCAGACGCUGAAGGGCCGGCUCCGGGAGAAGCUGGCCGACUGUGAGCAGAGCCCCACAUCCUCGCGCACGUCUUCCCUGGGCUCUGGCGGCCCCGACUGCGCCAUCACAGUCAAGAGCCCUGGGAGGGAGCCGGGGCGUGACCACCUCAACGGGGUGGCCAUGAAUGUGCGCACUGGGAGCGCCCAGGCCGAUGGCUCCGACUCUGAGUGAGUAGCCUGGGCCUCCAGGGCGGGGAUCACCCACUUCCCCCUUGUCCUGAGUCAGGAGAGAGAGGGGGCAGUGGUCAGGGACCUGACACCCACCUCACCUGGAGCCCUGAGUGCAGAGGAAGCCCAGGCGGGGAUGGGGGAGGGGGGAGGCGCUGCAGCUGAGGUCAGGAGGAUACCCCGGAGAUGGGCAGACCCCCUAUCCUGGGGACACGUCUCAGGCCUCUGGGACUCUGAAGCCCUGGCCAGCCCCAAAAUGCUAGGACCUAAGGUGCUGGGCUCUGCGUUUGAUCAGCAUUGUCUCCGCCUGGGACCACUGCCACCCACCUUGCAGUUGAGGAUACUGAGGGUCCCGGAAUGCCAGGGGUGAAGGGGGCGGGGUGGAGCUGGGGUCCUGGCCCCAGACCUCUCCCUGUCGCCCCUCCCUCCCUCCAAACUCACAAGGGAGAAGCCAGGUCUUCAGAAUGCCCCUUCCAAAAGUCACUGUAGAGAUGGCCGGUUUCUAACGUGGAUUCCUUGCGCUCUUCUGAAAGACCAGCAACACAGAGGCCCACAGGCUGGUCCUGGUCCCCUCUCCUGCCUCCCAAGGGCAGCCUCAUCCAACAUGAGCUUGCCCUCCCUGGAGCCCCCAGACGCCCCCUCUACCCUGAUGGGGUGAUCCUGCCCCCCCGUGUGACAACCUUGGGCCCCACCAAGCCGCUACCCUCACUGACCCUUCACCUGCUUGCUGGCUUCUUCCCACGCGCAGAGGCAGUAAUGAAACUUCAAUUUGAACCAUCAGUAAUGAAACUUCAAUUUGAACCAUCAGGAAACCGUGAGGCAAGCCCGUCACCCCACACAGGCUGCGGCAUCACCCUCAGACCUUGGAGCCCAAGGGGCCACUGCCCUUGAAGUGGAGUGGGCCCAGAGUGUGGCGGUCCCCAUGGUGGCAGCCCCCCGACUGAUCAUCCAGACACAAAGGUCUUGGUUCUCCCAGGAGCUCAGGGCCUGUCAGACCUGGUGACAAGUGCCAAAGGCCACAGGCAUGAGGGAGGCGUGGACCACUGGGCCAGCACCGCUGAGUCCUAAGACUGCAGUCAAAGCCAGAACUGAGAGGGGACCCCAGACUGGGCCCAGAGGCUGGCCAGAGUUCAGGAACGCCGGGCACAGACCAAAGACCGCGGUCCAGCCCCGCCCAGGCGGGCAUCUCAUGGCAGUGCGGACCCGUGGCUGGCAGCCCGGGCAGUCCUUUGCAAAGGCACCCCUUGUCUUAAAAUCACUUCGCUAUGUGGGAAAGGUGGAGAUACUUUUAUAUAUUUGUAUGGGACUCUGAGGAGGUGCAACCUGUAUAUAUAUUGCAUUCGUGCUGACUUUGUUAUCCCGAGAGAUCCAUGCAAUGAUCUCUUGCUGUCUUCUCUGUCAAGAUUGCACAGUUGUACUUGAAUCUGGCAUGUGUUGACGAAACUGGUGCCCCAGCAGAUCAAAGGUGGGAAAUACGUCAGCAGUGGGGCUAAAACCAAGCGGCUAGAAGCCCUACAGCUGCCUUCGGCCAGGAAGUGAGGAUGGUGUGGGCCCUCCCCGCCGGCCCCCUGGGUCCCCAGUGUUCGCUGUGUGUGCGUUUGUCCUCUGCUGCCAUCUGCCCCGGCUGUGUGAAUUCAAGACAGGGCAGUGCAGCACUAGGCAGGUGUGAGGAGCCCUGCUGAGGUCACUGUGGGGCACGGUUGCCACACGGCUGUCAUUUUUCACCUGGUCAUUCUGUGACCACCACCCCCUCCCCUCACCGCCUCCCAGGUGGCCCGGGAGCUGCAGGUGGGGAUGGCUUUGUCCUUUGCUCCUGCUCCCCGUGGGACCUGGGACCUUAAAGCGUUGCAGGUUCCUGAUUUGGACAGAGGUGUGGGGCCUUCCAGGCCGUUACAUACCUCCUGCCAAUUCUCUAACUCUCUGAGACUGCGAGGAUCUCCAGGCAGGGUUCUCCCCUCUGGAGUCUGACCAAUUACUUCAUUUUGCUUCAAAUGGCCAAUUGUGCAGAGGGACAAAGCCACAGCCACACUCUUCAACGGUUACCAAACUGUUUUUGGAAAUUCACACCAAGGUCGGGCCCACUGCAGGCAGCUGGCACAGCGUGGCCCGAGGGGCUGUGGAACGGGUCCCGGAACUGUCAGACAUGUUUGAUUUUAGCGUUUCCUUUGUUCUUCAAAUCAGGUGCCCAAAUAAGUGAUCAGCACAGCUGCUUCCAAAUAGGAGAAACCAUAAAAUAGGAUGAAAAUCAAGUAAAAUGCAAAGAUGUCCACACUGUUUUAAACUUGACCCUGAUGAAAAUGUGAGCACUGUUAGCAGAUGCCUAUGGGAGAGGAAAAGCGUAUCUGAAAAUGGUCCAGGACAGGAGGAUGAAAUGAGAUCCCAGAGUCCUCACACCUGAAUGAAUUAUACAUGUGCCUUACCAGGUGAGUGGUCUUUCGAAGAUAAAAAACUCUAGUCCCUUUAAACGUUUGCCCCUGGCGUUUCCUAAGUACGAAAAGGUUUUUAAGUCUUCGAACAGUCUCCUUUCAUGACUUUAACAGGAUUCUGCCCCCUGAGGUGUAAUUUUUUUGUUCUAUUUUUUUCCACGUACUCCACAGCCAACAUCACGAGGUGUAAUUUUUAAUUUGAUCAGAACUGUUACCAAAAAACAACUGUCAGUUUUAUUGAGAUGGGAAAAAUGUAAACCUAUUUUUAUUACUUAAGACUUUAUGGGAGAGAUUAGACACUGGAGGUUUUUAACAGAACGUGUAUUUAUUAAUGUUCAAAACACUGGAAUUACAAAUGAGAAGAGUCUACAAUAAAUUAAGAUUUUUGAAUUUGUA
Homo sapiens (human) is the source of this 12307-nucleotide messenger RNA. It is a transcript of the gene CELSR1, whose product is annotated as cadherin EGF LAG seven-pass G-type receptor 1. The transcript has 34 exons. Gene Ontology annotation, molecular function: calcium ion binding; transmembrane signaling receptor activity; G protein-coupled receptor activity. Bases 451 to 9489 code for a protein of 3012 amino acids. Gene Ontology annotation, biological process: G protein-coupled receptor signaling pathway; nervous system development; homophilic cell-cell adhesion. The record is from RefSeq and is a predicted model, not a curated record. NCBI's taxonomy places the organism in Eukaryota, Metazoa, Chordata, Mammalia, Primates, Hominidae. Gene Ontology annotation, cellular component: membrane; plasma membrane.